Molecule: messenger RNA, 2191 nt
Organism: Acipenser ruthenus (sterlet)
Lineage: Eukaryota; Metazoa; Chordata; Actinopteri; Acipenseriformes; Acipenseridae
Product: myb-related transcription factor, partner of profilin-like
Exons: 2
Coding region: 75-1181 (368 amino acids)
Cellular component (GO): nucleus
Source: RefSeq, a predicted model, not a curated record
CAGAGGGCCGGAGCUAGAGGAAGUGUGGGGAAGUUUAGGCGAGGUUUUGCAAGCAUUUUCUUUGUGAGCCCAAAAUGAAGUCAGAAGUGUCAGAAUCUGGCGAGUCCUCUUCACAGGUUAAAACCAGGCAGAGAAGCCUGAAACUUAAAGGUGCAGAAGUGGAGCUGCUGGUGGAUGAGGUGGUUGCCCACUAUUAUGUUUUGUUUGGGAGCUGCUCCAAUAAAACAACCACAGCAAGAAAGCAGGAAAUAUGGAGAGAAAUCCAACAAAAAAUAAAUGCCUUGGGGGUGACGCAGCGUUCCAUUAAAAUCCUAAAGAAAAGGUGGACACACACCAAAAGAAGGACCAGGGAGAAGUUGGCCAAAAACCGAGCAGCUGCCAGCACCACUGGUUGGGGUCCUUCUGCCCAGGAACCCCUGACACCCAUGGAGGAGAUGAUAGCCUCUAUCCUGCUACCAGAACAAGUGGAGGGACUGUCAGGGCAGAUAGGCACAUGCAGAGAUCCUGAGAAAACACAACAAAGUUCAGGUUCAACAAAUGUUUUGGAAGGUGGAUGGUCUGCAGGUGCGCACAGUCCUAAUAGCCCAGCUGAGGAAGGUGAAAUGGACGAGCGAGAGGAAACUCCUUCCACUGCAGGUGUGUAUGCUGACCAGCCUGUUGAAGAGGAUAAAGUCUCCAUACAUGUGGAACCCAUCACACCAUCUCCACAUGCUGGUACCCCACAGAGGCCCAGGGAACAAGCAGUCACACCUGCAGAUUAUGAUUCUGUCAUCCUGGAGCAACAAAGGCAGAACCACAGUAUGCUGCAACACUCCCUGCAAAGGCUGAAUCAGCAUAUGAGCAACCAAAAUAUUACUCAACACAGAAUUUGCCAGACCUUAGAAAGGUGGCAAGAAAAUAGUACUGAGCACAAUAGGCAGAUGCUGAUGAGCAUGGCAGCCAUUAACAACACAUUAAGAGGUGCUCUUGAUGUGUUCAACCGGCUAGCCUGGCAGCUAGCUGAAAGAUCUAGUGAGACUCCGGGUGAAUCUGGCAGCAGCACGCCUGGGACAUCGCAGACAACAACCCCAUCCAUGACUCCACCACAACCUUUGAGAAGAGGGUUACGCAUACACGUUGGUGGUAUCUCCAGACAGAUGGAUCCUUCGCCUCCUGAAGGGAAAAGAGGAAGACGACAGUAACUAAAAAGUGCAUUCAAUCUGUUAUCCAAUAUUUUUAGAAAAUAUUAUUGCUGUUACAUUGCAUGGUUAUGGCUUGGACAUUGUAAAAAUGAACAUGUUUUAGUUAUGAUAGAUGUAAUGAUAUCACUUGACUUCAGCAAAAAAAUAAAUUCUGCUUCAAUACAAGCUUGAAGCAUCUUCUUUUGGUAUUAUGACAAUACAUAUUGAAAAUACUUCCAGCUCUGUAGUGACACUUUUUCUAAUUUCUCUUCCACGUCCAGCAUUGUCGCAUCUCAUUUUAUUAUUAUGGUGGGGUUCUGACAUUUAUAGGUUUGUCUAUCGCCAGCAAAUCCAUUGUUGACUGUUAAAUUAUGCAACAAUAAUUUGACAAACUUUGUCAGGUUUAUUACUGUGCCACACCCCCAGAUUUGUCCAGACUUCUGAAGCGACUUAACAAACCAAAUGUCCGCUCAAUGACAGAGCUUGUGGACCGAUGUGCACAAUUAUAACAAAAAUCUGCUGGCACAAUUAUACAUCAUUACUAUGCUAAACUACAGUCUCCACUAACAUACCUAGCUUGAGCUCCUACAAUGCUGUCAUCUCUGGAAAAUGUGAGAGAUUUCCUGGUCAGUUUUAGCAUGGCCUGCCGUACCGACUGGAAAUCUUGAAAAGGUUGGUUGUGAGAUGCCAGCAACUGUAGCUAUGGUCAUUUGAAAUGACCCAGAUGCUAAAUAAUGUAAUAUCCACAAUCAUUUGACUAGGCCAGGAACAGCAUGACUCCUACCAGCGAGAGGAUGGAUGUCCUCUUUAAUUUCCUCAUUUAAAGAUAGUAUUGUGUUUGUGCUCAAUCUGUAUCGUGAUGAUUUCUUCCUCUGACAAACCUAAAAAGGCAUGCCUUCCUAACAAUUCGGGGUCUUGCUGUUUUUCAGGCUACGAUCCUUUCUUCUUCCUCUCCCCUUUUAAAAUGCCGCCUUUCUCUGUUAGUAACAAGUGCCACCAUGAUGAAAAAAAUAAACGUUUCAUAAGAAGGA